Coregonus clupeaformis (lake whitefish) is the source of this 3803-nucleotide messenger RNA. RefSeq names its product Kruppel-like factor 5 like (gene klf5l). The record is from RefSeq and is a predicted model, not a curated record. The transcript is spliced from 4 exons. Gene Ontology annotation, molecular function: DNA-binding transcription factor activity, RNA polymerase II-specific; RNA polymerase II cis-regulatory region sequence-specific DNA binding. Bases 131 to 1429 code for a protein of 432 amino acids. Lineage: Eukaryota; Metazoa; Chordata; Actinopteri; Salmoniformes; Salmonidae. Gene Ontology annotation, biological process: regulation of transcription by RNA polymerase II.
AUUACCGCGCGCACCUGGACCCAACAACGACGCGCUUAUCACGCAACAGUUGUCAAAUCUAUAUGUACUUUACAUAAAUUAUAUUUAUAAAGGAAGCGUUAUUUGAAUACGUUUUAUCGGAGAGAUAACUAUGGCAACUAGUAUAGGACUGGCCAUGAAUCCUCCGCACACAGAAGAGAGGGCGGUUUUCACGCAGCUGAAACCUGUGCGGAUGUCUGGAGCUGACGGCGCAGAGGACUCGUCGGUGUUUGAGGAAGUGAAACCCGCGAUCCGGUUGGAGAUGGAGAAAUACCUCUCCCAGACCCCAGGCAGCCCCCUCAUUCCUCCCUCCAUGGCCCCCACAGACAAGAAGAACCGUAGAGAGAGCGCCUCAUUGGUUGACGAGUACUUCUCAGAGGAGAAGCCCAACACAGCUCCAUACAGCGUCAACAUCAACCUCAUCCUCCCCAACACCACCCACCUCCGCACUGGUCUGUACCGGCCCAACAAGCCUAACCAGCAGCACCACCAGUCCCACCAAAAUCACCUACUCCAACACAUCAAGACAGAGCCGGGUGUGGAUGUGCCAGUGCCCUGCUCCAUCCAGACCAUCCAGACCUUGCCUGACUUCACGUCUGUCUUCAGCAUGCCCCAGACCGUCAACACCAUGUUUAUCAAACCCGACAUGGCCGCCGGUGGCCACCCAGUUUCAGACACACACACAGAGCUGUACAUUGGCCCCCAGAAACCACAGGUCUACCAGAUGCCUGUUCCUGUCAGUGGAUCUGACCUCACAAUGACCCUUUCCCACAGCAGCCAACCAGGGACCGGCGGAGCUGGCAACGGUAGAACCAUGCUCAACCUGAACAGCGUCUCCUUGACGACAGUGGGUCACGGCGGUGGUGACUCGUCGUUUGCGAUGCCGGAGCAUUUCUACCACCACCACACCACCGCAUCGCCCCAGUCCCAGCCCCACAGCCUGCCUCCCUCACCCCCCAACUCCCAGCCGGGUAGUCCUGAGAACCAGGCAGAGCUGCUCACCCCUCCUCCCCCCUACCAGGCCUCCACAAGGCUGGGGUUGAAGGUCACCCAGAUGUCCCACCACUCCAUGCUUAUGGCCCACGGACAGGGGGUGCUGACGGGACCCAGGUACAACCGACGGAAUAACCCAGAGCUGGAGAAGAGACGGAUCCACUUCUGUGACUUCCCAGGCUGCACCAAGGUUUACACAAAGAGCUCUCACUUGAAAGCACACCAAAGGACACACACAGGAGAGAAACCAUACCGUUGCAGCUGGGAGGGCUGCGACUGGCGUUUCGCCCGCUCUGACGAGCUGACGCGACAUUACCGUAAACACACGGGAGCCAAGCCCUUCAAGUGUGUGGCCUGCAGUCGUUGUUUCUCCCGUUCAGAUCACCUGGCCCUACACAUGAAGCGCCACCAGAACUAAACACACACACACACACACACACACACACACACACACACACACACACACACACACACACACACAUGCUACGGCCACCUGAAGCAUCACCAGAACUGAGGGACACCAUCCUGAAGCCCCCAAAAUGCAUUGCACUGCAUGAGGGCCGCGGAUGGACUGCCUGACUGACGGACUUAUCCUCCUUUUCAAAACUCCUUAUCAUUAAAUAUUUUACACCAUCUACAAUGAUACAAUGAUCAAAAUGUCUGCUCCUCACGUCACUACUAUCGGGAGGUAUGGACUUUCAAAGAAAUAGGGGACCAGGAUGCCUGCCUCUAAUUGCCCCACGUAAUAAUGGAUGCACAUUGUAUGCCUGUCUGUCUGUAUAUAUAGUUGUGUAUAGUGUGUUGUUGUGUGUGUUUUUGAAAAAGCAAAGAAUUUAUUGACAUUUAUACUUGACUAUCAUUUUUUUACACAUCUGCAGUUGAGAUUUCAUACCAAUCAUUACAAUGUUGGAUAAUACUUUUAAGUCACAUGAGCUUCCUUAUAUGGUAUCAUAUAUCUUCCUGACAAAUCAACAGACUUGUCUUAUGUUCAUAAUAACUUGUUUCUAUUCGGGUGCCUGAGAGCCUGGAGCAUUUAGCCAUGUUUAUUAUUAUUUCUGUAACCACGGAGACAAACCUCUUUGAUAGGGGCUAGCAACAACAUUACAUUAUCUAUUUACAGUUUCAUCUUAUAUAGUUUGUUCAACAGUUCAUACAUGUAUUUUAACUUCUUAUUUUGAUUAUUAUGUUUUAAUGUUAAUUAGUCUUGUCCUGCAACCUCACUAUUUAUGUAUAAUAAUUAUUGAGUUGAACUUACUACAGCUCAAAAGACAUUAGAUAACCACAUAAAAAAUACAUUCAAAAAGUACAUUAUUUUGAAAUUAGAAUCGUCCCCAUGCAGAUUUUGAUAUUUACAAAUCAGUUUUUUUUUAUGUAUUGUAGCCUGAUGAGAGUUUAACUAGUGUGUGUGCCAAACGAUUAGAGAACAUGUUUCAUACAGGUUAUCAUAUUCAAAGAUAUUGACAGCAGGAUAUGAGAUAAUGCCCAACCCCUCCAUGGAAAUGUCACUUUUAUUACACUAUUAGUCACAAUAAUAAUAAUAAUAAUAAUGUUGGAUGGACAAUUUUUUAAAUGUUUUUUAAACAUGAUGGUACAUACAGUACAUUUAUACAUAUCGGUCAAAGCAGUGGACAUACAUUUAGGCGUGGUUUCCCGGAUACAUAUUAAGCCUAAUUCUGGACUAAAAAGCAAACUAAAUGGAGAAUCUCCAUCGGUGUCCAGGGAACUUUCCCUUUAUGCUGUCAGUUGUUUUUACCUGCCAGAUAUGAUUGGCUGACCUUUGGCCUUUGAUAGUUGUAAGGGAUGGUAACUGUUCACCCUAAAUUGCCCUUAUACCUAUGUAAUAACAGUAGUAAAUGGUUUAGAUCAUAUCAGUUUGGGCAAAUCCCCCAGUUGGUUUUAUACUCUGUGUCUGUUAUUCUGUCUUUAUGAAUGGAAUCUGCCUCUCCUCUGUUAUGAUCUUAUCAAUGUUUAGACCAUUAAGCAUUCUUCCAGUUUAUACCAUAAAAUCCAUUAUUCUAGCCAGUACUGUAGGCUACCUAUCUAUAGCGUUCCCACUAGGACUGAGUUUCUGUACCUAUGUUGAACACGGAGGGACGAAUUCCUGCCCCCCUAGUGGAUGUACACUACACAAGGCGGACUUCCUCUCUGGGUGGAACGCAACGACGAUGUGGACAAAAGUGUGCGCUGCCCCCAAAAAACAGACUCAGUCCUUGCACAUGCAUGCAUGUCGAACGACAGAGUGAACCUUGUAGCAACCUUAAGCCUAGUCCUAGACUAAAAAGCACUUUCAAUGGAGGUUCUUCAUAAAGCAAGGUUUUUUAACUGAGGACUCGGAGUAGGCUUAAUCUGGGUCUGUGAAACCAUCUAGGAGUGUUCAACACUUAUGAUAUGCCACUAAAUGAUACAUUUUGGUCUUUCUGACAGAGAAACUGUUUUGUUUUAACUCACUGAAUGACUAAAGCACUUCCUUCACUCUAGGAACAAGUUCUCUGUGUUCAUUUCCUUCAAUGAGAGGGAGGUAUGACGAAUCACUGUAUAUACUGUAGUUUUGAAGAGAAGACUUAUGUUGUAAAUAUGUUUUUUUUCUCUAAUAUUGAUGCUUUUUGCUAUGAACAAAAGGGGAUUUUAGGUUGGUUUUUUUAAUGGCUGGUUAUUAAUUUUGACACUUAUUGUGUGUACGGUAUGCAGUGGAAUCAGUUCUGUACAAAUUUGAAAUAACAACUUUUUUGUGUAUUUUAUUAGUUUUUUGUUUGUGUGAAAUCCUGAAAAUGAAUAAAGAGAUUACAACUAGA